CGCCGCUCCUGCCUCCUCUGCCUCUGCCAGGGCUGCUGCUGCUCUCUCGAGGAGGCGGGCGGGCGGGCGAGCGGGGCCCGGGCCGGGCUGUGGCGGUGCGUCGGGGCCGGGGCGAGCGGUGCCCGCCGGGCUCCUCCGGGGGCGGCGGCGGCUGCUUCUGCCUGGGCGGCCUCGGCGGCGGUGCGGGAGGCAUGAAGGGGAAGGAGGAGAAGGAGAAGGAGAAGAAGGAGGGCGGCGGAGGCGGAGGAGGAGGCGCAGGGCUGCCCGGCGGAGGGGAGGCGGGCGGCGGCGGCGGCAGCCCGGAGAAGACCCGCAGCGCCCAGGAGUACAAGGAGCAGGGCAACCGGCUCUUCGUCGGCCGCAAGUACCCCGAGGCCGCCGCCUGCUACGGACGGGCCAUCAACCGCAAUCCUCUGGUCGCCGUCUACUACACCAACCGUGCCUUAUGUUACCUAAAAAUGCAACAACACGACAAAGCUUUGGCCGACUGCAAGCACGCCCUGGAAUUGGACGGCCAGUCAGUCAAGGCCCAUUUUUUCCUGGGACAAUGUCAGCUGGAGAUGGAGAAUUACGACGAGGCCAUUGCUAACCUUCAAAGAGCCCACAAUUUAGCCAAAGAGCAGCGGCUGAACUUUGGGGAUGACAUUCCGAGCGCCCUGCGCAUCGCCAAGAAAAAACGUUGGAAUAACAUUGAGGAGAAGCGGAUCAACCAGGAGAACGAGUUGCAUGCUUAUCUCACCAAGCUCAUUAUGGCGGAGAAGGAGAGGGAACUUGACGAAUGCCAACGGGCACAGGAGCAGGAGAACAUGGAUGAAAACCGAAGCCGAGCACAGUUGGCCAACAUCAAAGCCAAACACGAAAAAUAUCUAGCAGACAUGGAUGAGCUCUUCUCCCAGGUGGAUGAGAAGAGAAAGAAACGGGACAUCCCUGAUUACCUGUGUGGGAAGAUCAGUUUUGAACUGAUGCGGGAGCCUUGCAUUACGCCGAGUGGCAUCACCUACGACCGGAAGGACAUCGAAGAGCACCUUCAGCGGGUUGGCCACUUCGACCCCGUGACUCGAAGCCCGCUGACCCAGGACCAGCUGAUCCCCAACUUGGCCAUGAAAGAGGUGAUCGAUGCCUUCAUAUCCGAAAACGGCUGGGUGGAAGAUUACUGAACUCCAAAGGACGGGGAAUGCUCCUGGGGCACCUCCAGGCUGCGACAGCAACCAAGAAGGACCCCUCCUCUCCAGACCGCACCAGACUGCCCGAUGGGCCACCCCCAUGCCUUAGCAUCUUCCCCCUUUCCCAUUCUUCGCCCGGCCGGCUCAGCCGAGUUGGGGUUGGCUCUCCCUUUCCCUCCUCCGGCACGCAGGAGGGUGGGGUAGCUCCGUGGCUCCCGUGGUCUUCAUCCAGGCAACAAGGAGACCUCAGCUUUUGAUCUGGACACAGGUGGAGUAGCUUCAUGUUUGUGGUGGUCUUCUUCUGAGCCGGAUCUCCUUCCGGGCAACAAGGAGACCUCAGCCUCUGAUCCAAGCAGGAUGGAAAAUGUUCCCAGCACAGAAGCUGAAGGAAGCUAAGUUCCUUUUCCCGGGCUUGGUAAGGGCCUCAUUAUCUCAAGCCGGUCUGACUUUGGCAGCACACCGUAAAACCCCUUCCCGCUUCCACCCAGAUCCCUUCGCCCCUUGCUCGGCACGCCUUCCUUCCACGCAGCCGUCAGCCCUGGCAAAAGGACCUGGCCCGCUCCGUGGAGCAAAGACUGGAUCCAGCCCACCCACCCAUCUUCCAGGAGACUCCCCUCUCCCAGCCAUUGCUUCUUCUUUUUCUCCUGGUCUCUUAAUCUGUACAAAGUUUUCUUUCUCCACCUCCGUUCUGCUGUCUGUUCAGAAGAGCCGAAGUUCUGCAUUUGCUUCUCUGUAAAUAAACGGCCACCGAUUUGGGGGCAAAUCAAGGAAGGGUGAAGA
Molecule: messenger RNA, 1943 nt
Organism: Thamnophis elegans (Western terrestrial garter snake)
Lineage: Eukaryota; Metazoa; Chordata; Lepidosauria; Squamata; Natricidae
Gene: STUB1
Product: STIP1 homology and U-box containing protein 1
Exons: 7
Coding region: 192-1157 (321 amino acids)
Biological process (GO): protein quality control for misfolded or incompletely synthesized proteins; protein polyubiquitination; proteasome-mediated ubiquitin-dependent protein catabolic process
Cellular component (GO): cytoplasm; Z disc
Molecular function (GO): ubiquitin protein ligase activity; protein-folding chaperone binding
Source: RefSeq, a predicted model, not a curated record